AUGCCCAAAGAACGAAGUCCCGAUGACGUCCAUGAUAUUUUGAAUGUAAAAGUCGGUAAACCCUACCGUGGCGAAAUGGUGACCAACAUUGAAAUUGAAAAACCCAUUGAUUUGCCCAACGAUCGCUGCAAGGUGAGACGACUCAUCUCUCUCGAAAGUGGCAUUAUUGUGAUUGAAGAUACGGUUCAUGAUCGUGGAGAAAUCUAUGACAGUGUCGGGAACCUCAAGCCGUUUGCCGAGAUUCAAUUUCCUGACAUGGAUCCUUCUGAUUUCGCCGCGCCAACCGCUGGCGUUAGCGAUGAGGAUGACGAAGCCAAAAAGAAAAAGCAAGAACUCUUGCGGGAAAAGGCCAAGGCAAUGUUGAACAAGCGUCGGCCAUCGCUUGUCAAACCAGAUGACGAUGAGGACUCGGACGACGAUUCCAAACCGAAAAAGCCAGAGAAAUUUGACAUUCAAGUCAAACUACCAGAUGGAACCUUGGUGCCCAUGAAGGUUUCACCCGACGACACUAUUCCUGACAUUAAGGAAACCAUUGAAGACGAUCAUGAUAUUCCUGCGGAUGGUCAAAAACUAAAUCUAAAAGGAAAACCCCUGGAUGAUCCGCAAGCUACUCUGGAGGAUCUUGGCAUCAAGCCUGGUGACAUUUUGGAAUUGAAUCCACCGGAGGAAAUGACCGUCCAUGUCAAGACACCCGACGGCAAGAAGUUGCCCGUCAAGGUCAAGCCCAACGAAACAAUUGCUGAUUUGAAACAAAAGGUGGAAGACGAACAUGAUAUUCCAGUGGGUGACCAAGAUCUCGAGUUGAAUGGCGAGCCUCUCGAUGACCCAAAGGCCACUUUGGGACAGUGUGGCGUCAAACCAGGAGACGUGAUUGACAUGAAAGAUCCAAGCGGUGAUAUGAAGGUUCGAGUUCAAACACCAGAUGGCAAGAUUGUGAGUCUAUCUGUAGCUCCUGACGAUUCCAUCCAAAAGAUCAAGGACCAACUGGCAGAGCAACAUGAUAUCCCCUCUGACGGUACCGACUUGACCUUUAAAGGAAGCCCAUUGGAUGAUCCUGAUGAUACAUUGGACGACUAUGGUGUCAAAGACGGUGAUUUGCUCGUUGUCGUGGCUGCACCUCCCAGUGAUAUUACUGUCCAAGUCCAAGUACACACACCAGAUGGAAAGAAGGGCAAGAAGAUUCCAAUUACGCUUAGUCCAGAUGCUACGAUUGACGAUUUGAAGACCAAGUUGGAAGACAAGCACGGAAUUCCAAAGAAAGAUCAGAUUUUACAAUACGAUGGUGACGAUUUGGACGAACCCAAGAAGUCACUGAAGGAUCUUGGUAUUGCAGAUGGCGAUGUGGUCGACUUGAUGCCAGCAACCAUCAAAGUCAAGACACCCGACGGCAAAGUACUAUCCGUCUCAGUCGAUCCUUCCAAGGAUACCGUCCCUGAUUUGAAAAAGAGGAUUGCCGACAAACACAAUAUUCCCGUGAAGGACCAACAAUUGAGCUUCAACGGCAAGCCAUUGGAUGACGAUUCUUCUGAACCUUUGAAGGACUUGGGCAUUUCUCAUGGAGACGUGGUAGAUCUGUCCACACCACCACCACCAUCUCCACCACCAAAGACGAAACCAAGCACAGAUGGCACCACCACUGAGCGGGUUCGCACAUUAGGACCCAAUUCCGUGUGGGUCUAUCCUACCGUCGCAAGUGCGCCAAAACAAGGGGAACCCAACAAUCUGCAGGGCGUUUGGUCUAGUCCACCAGGAAAAGAUGCUGGCACAGACCCGGUCGAAGUCAAUAUCCAUCCCAAGAACAAGGAACCAAAACGAAGCGAUGGCAAAAAUAUUCACGGACAGUAUGGAUACAUUAACGGAGCCAAGCCUGAUGCCGAUGGAGUUGUCGAUCCGGCCAAUAUUGUGUUUUAUCCUCCGGAAACCAAAGAGUUUGCCCCCGACUUUGAGCAGGUUGGAUGGUGGUCUUCGCCGGAAUCCAAUUCGGAAACUCACGUGAGCUGGAGAUUCGAAGGUUCUGACAUGCUUUACACUAAGAAGCAGACCAUUAACUUCCUGGGACGUACUAUGGUAUUCGAAUCGGAAUGGAAAGAGUAA
Cylindrotheca closterium is the source of this 2094-nucleotide messenger RNA. Lineage: Eukaryota; Bacillariophyta; Bacillariophyceae; Bacillariales; Bacillariaceae. The record is from the annotation of a GenBank genome assembly.